Alnus glutinosa is the source of this 1134-nucleotide messenger RNA. Its product is annotated as ER lumen protein-retaining receptor. The coding region runs from base 167 to 814 and encodes 215 amino acids. Gene Ontology annotation, molecular function: ER lumen protein retrieval receptor activity. The record is from RefSeq and is a predicted model, not a curated record. The transcript has 6 exons. Lineage: Eukaryota; Viridiplantae; Streptophyta; Magnoliopsida; Fagales; Betulaceae. Gene Ontology annotation, cellular component: membrane; cis-Golgi network; endoplasmic reticulum. Gene Ontology annotation, biological process: protein retention in ER lumen; endoplasmic reticulum to Golgi vesicle-mediated transport.
UCGACCGACCUCUUCCUUUUGGCUUUCCCAGAUCUAACUCUCACUGCCGAAGAGCUCCGACAAACGCAAACCAAGAGAGCGAGUAAGCGACAGUUAAUUUGAGCAAAAAGAAACGAAGCGCAAGAACUCUGUGGAGCAUUUUGGGGGUCGAUCCGUGGAAUCCAAGAUGAAUAUAUUCCGAUUAGCGGGUGACAUGACCCAUUUGGCCAGCGUCCUCGUCUUGCUCCUCAAGAUCCACACCAUCAAAUCCUGCGCUGGUAUUUCUUUGAAGACGCAAGAACUCUUUGCUAUAGUUUUCCUUGCCCGCUACUUGGAUAUGUUUACCAACUUUAUCUCUCUUUAUAAUACCAUCAUGAAGUUAAUAUUCUUGGGGAGCUCGUUUUCAAUUGUUUGGUACAUGAGGCGCCACAAGAUUGUUCGUCGGUCCUAUGAUAAAGACCAAGAUACCUUCCGCCAUUAUUUCCUUGCACUGCCUUGCUUACUCUUGGCCCUACUUAUCAAUGAGAAGUUCACAUUGAAGGAGGUCAUGUGGACAUUCUCCUUAUAUUUAGAAGCUGUGGCCAUCCUUCCUCAGCUCAUACUGUUACAGAGAACUAGAAAUAUUGACAACUUGACAGGGCAAUAUGUAUUUCUUCUUGGUGCUUAUCGAGGAUUAUACAUUCUCAACUGGAUUUAUCGCUACUUCACUGAGCCACACUAUGUUCACUGGAUAACUUGGAUUUCUGGGCUUGUUCAAACAUUGCUCUAUGCUGAUUUCUUUUAUUAUUAUUUCCAUAGCUGGAAGAACAACAAAAAGCUUGAAUUGCCAGCUUGAAUUCAUCCUCCCCCAGUCCCCCAUUUGUUGGGAACUAAAGAUAUCAUGUAAUCCACAAGGAUACUAUGUCAAUUCUUUUUGCUGAAACUAGUACUAAUUCUUUUGUGAUUAUGUUAAGCGCACGGUUACCCCCAGCGGCGUGCAUCGACACUGCAUCUCAACAAUCACUCUCUUGAAGAAAAUAUGGAUUAUGAUUUGUUCAAAAUCUCUGUUGUAAGCUUUAAAAGCAUCCCAAAACAAGAUAAUGUAAUAGACUAUACAAGAUUAUCCCAAAGAUUUUAUAUGGCUGCCAUUCAUUGCCAUUCAGGGUUUGCGUCAAA